Equus quagga is the source of this 1345-nucleotide messenger RNA. RefSeq names its product HLA class II histocompatibility antigen, DM beta chain. The record is from RefSeq and is a predicted model, not a curated record. Gene Ontology annotation, molecular function: MHC class II protein complex binding. The transcript is spliced from 6 exons. The coding region runs from base 222 to 1013 and encodes 263 amino acids. Lineage: Eukaryota; Metazoa; Chordata; Mammalia; Perissodactyla; Equidae. Gene Ontology annotation, cellular component: MHC class II protein complex; lysosomal membrane; late endosome membrane. Gene Ontology annotation, biological process: positive regulation of T cell activation; antigen processing and presentation of exogenous peptide antigen via MHC class II; immune response.
CCUGACCGAUGAGCUGGUAGGAACAAGUUUAGUAUCUAGGGGCCGCGCAGCUUCAAAUCACUGGUUUAGCGGGAAUCAAGGAGCUUGGGCCAUACCAUAUUCCACUCAGAGUCUAGAGGUCAGCUACCCAGGCUGGGGCUUCUGGGGCAGGCGAGGUCCCAAGGCCCCUGGAAGAGCUGGUCCAGGGGACCGAAUUGCCGGUGUCCCCUCCAGAGCAGAGCAUGACCACACUCCUGCUGCUGCUGCUGGGCCUCAGCCUGGGCUGCACCGUAGAAGGUGGCUUUGUGGCCCAUGUGGAAAGCACCUGUCUGUUGGAUGAUGAUGGCACUCCAAAAGAUUUCACGUAUUGUGUCUCCUUCAACAAGGAUUUGCUGACCUGCUGGGAUCCAGAACAGGCCUUAAUGGUUCCUCGUGAAUUUGGGGUGCUGUAUACCUUGGCCAAAUCUCUCUCAGAUUACCUCAACCAAUAUAAAAACCUACUCCAGCGCUUGUCCACUGGGCUCCAGGACUGUGCCAAUCACACCCAGCCCUUCUGGGGAUCACUGACAAAUAGGACAUGGGCACCAUCUGUGCAAGUAGCCAAAACUACUCCUUUUAACACAAAGGAGUCUGUGAUGCUGGCUUGCUACGUGUGGGGCUUCUAUCCAGCUGAUGUGACCAUCACAUGGUGGAAGAAUGGGCAGCCUGUCCCCCCUCACAGCAGUGCCCAUAAGACUGUCCAGCCCAAUGGAGACUGGACAUACCAGACUAUCUCCCAUUUAGCCACGACCCCCUCUUUUGGGGACACCUACACCUGUGUGGUGGAGCACAUUGGGGCUCCUGAGCCCAUCCUUCAAGACUGGACACCUGGGCUCUCCCCGACACAAACAGUGAAGGUUUCUGUGUCUGUGGUGACUCUGGGGCUGGGCCUCAUCCUCUUCUUUCUUGGUUUACUCAGCUGGCGGAGAGCAAGGUCCUCUGGCUACACUAUCCUCCCUGGGUCCAAUUAUCCAGAAGGUCAGAACGUUUCCUAGAGGCAGAAUCCUACAACUUCCACUCCAAAUGAGAAGGAGGCACAAACUCUCAGUGAUGCUGCUGAGCCCCUCCCACAUCCUCAAACCCUCCACAUUUUCUUGGAUCCUAUGUUUUUUUCAUCCAAUUCUUUGAAUUUCCCAGUCCCCAUAUGUAAACCUUAGCAACUUGGGGGAGCUCAUUCCUGGGAACAUUCUGUAACAAAGUUAUUGUCCAAGCCUGUUUGUAGGGUGAAUGUAAUCUGGGGAGGGGGGAUAAAGGCCCUCCCGGGGGCCCAACAGAGGGCAAGCAGUGGCUGGGAUCAUUUCCAAGGAAUAAAAUCUGGUGGAACUAU